Molecule: messenger RNA, 264 nt
Organism: Trichoderma gamsii
Lineage: Eukaryota; Fungi; Ascomycota; Sordariomycetes; Hypocreales; Hypocreaceae
Product: 40S ribosomal protein S21
Exons: 2
Coding region: 1-264 (87 amino acids)
Biological process (GO): endonucleolytic cleavage in ITS1 to separate SSU-rRNA from 5.8S rRNA and LSU-rRNA from tricistronic rRNA transcript (SSU-rRNA, 5.8S rRNA, LSU-rRNA); endonucleolytic cleavage to generate mature 3'-end of SSU-rRNA from (SSU-rRNA, 5.8S rRNA, LSU-rRNA); translation
Cellular component (GO): ribosome; cytosolic small ribosomal subunit
Molecular function (GO): structural constituent of ribosome
Source: RefSeq, a predicted model, not a curated record
AUGGAGAACGACCGUGGCGAGAUCGUCGACCUCUACGUCCCGCGCAAGUGCAGCGCUACCAACCGCAUCAUCAAGGCCAAGGACCACGGCUCCGUCCAGAUCUCCAUCGCCAAGGUUGACGAGAACGGCCGUGCCGUCCCCGGCGAGAACCACGUCUACGCCCUGUGCGGCUUCGUCCGUGCCAUGGGUGAGUCCGACGACUCUCUGAACCGAUUGGCUCAGCGUGAUGGUCUCGUCAAGGCCGUCUGGAGCGCCCAGCGAUAA